Molecule: messenger RNA, 2885 nt
Organism: Eurytemora carolleeae
Lineage: Eukaryota; Metazoa; Arthropoda; Copepoda; Calanoida; Temoridae
Product: leucine-rich repeat-containing protein 24
Exons: 5
Coding region: 126-2183 (685 amino acids)
Molecular function (GO): protein binding
Source: RefSeq, a predicted model, not a curated record
UAAAAUGGCAGUAUAAAUUUUGUCUCUACGAAUAAACAUUACAAAGAAAAUAAAAGAGAAGAAGAAGAAGAGAAAAGAUGAAAGCAGAAGAUGAAUAAAAGAAGAUUAUAAGAAAUAUAUAAAAAAUGAACUCUAGGUCAUCGAUCUACCUUCUUCUACUCCUGCUAAUGGCUACUACUGACGGCCUGUGCCCGGAUAAGUGCUUGUGUAAGUGGAAAGGGGGUAAGGAAACUGUAGAAUGUGUGAAUGCCUCCUAUUCAAGAUUACCACACCUGGAUUCAACUACACAGGUUAUGGAUCUUUCAUUCAACAACUUGGGGAGAAUUAGAGAAAACACAUUCAGUUCCUUGGAUCUACUGAACCUGCAGAAAAUAUUUCUGAGACAGUGUAAUAUAAGAGAAGUUAAUGGAAGAUGUUUUCAAGGAAUGACAAAUUUAGUUGAACUAGAUCUCAGCUACAACCUACUUCAGAGUAUUCCUCAAGAUGCGCUGUCCGAUUGUCAAUUUUUGAUGAUCCUCUCACUUACUGGUAACCCCAUUCGUGAAGUGAGUCGGGCACAACUGACACCUCUCAAAUACUUGCAAACACUGGACUUGUCUGCUUGUCAAAUUGUGGAGAUUGAAGCUCAAGCCUUUGUUGAUUUAAAACAUUUACUUUGGUUGCAGUUGGAAAACAAUCUGAUUGAAAGGUUGGAUCCACAGUCAGACCUUCCUAAGAACACCAGAGGGAUUUCGUUUAAUGGAAACCGAUGGAAAUGUGACUGUAAACUAAUUGGACUAAGAGAUUUUUUGCAAAAUAGAACAGUUUCAUUCCAAGUUGAUCCCAUCUGUUCUUCCCCGGAAAGAAUCAGUGGACAACUCAUUCGAGAACUUCCUGACUAUGAAUUAGCCUGCAUUCCGAAAGUUUCUCCAAGUUCCUCCUUUGAAGAGGUUAUCAGUGGGAAGAAUAUAAGUUUAGUUUGCAUGGUAGACAGCAUCCCAUCAAGUAUAAUUACAUGGAGGUAUGAAGGUCUACAGAUUAGCAACGGCUCAACCAUGGUCAGCGAUAUUGAUUUGAGAAGCUACUACUUCACAACUACCAGAACUGGUCCAGGUGUACUAACUAGUGAACUGUUCCUACUGAGAACAAGUAAGGAUGAUAAUGGGAGGUUCCAGUGUGAGGCGGAGAAUAAGGCAGGAAAAGCAAUUGGAAACUUUUCGGUAAUUGUUGUAAAACCUGAACCUCCCUUCUCUCCAGAGGCUAAGAAGGUUGAGGAAGAAAGGUUUAAGCGGGAAUACUUUGUUGUGAUUGGAGUGGCUGCCAUUAUUAUAAGUAUUCUCACAAUCACCAUUUCCAUGAUCCUUAUUGUAAAAUGUCGAAGAGUUAGAAGAAACUGUCCUCAAACCGGACCCCACCUUUACCAGUGUUCCAUUAAUAAUAGUACAUUCUCCAGUGAUAAAACCUUGAUGACUAUUCAAACAUCAAAAACUAACUGUAUCCCAGAUGAGACGUCAGAAUAUGCUGCAUCAUACACCAAAAAUGAGCUGUCAUAUGAACAAAUGAUGGACGAAAGCCUAAACAAAAAUGAUAUUAUACCAGCGGAUAAGUUCCCAAAUGGACCAUGUAGUAUCCUGAAGAAAAGUUACAGUAUUGUAUCUUUCAGGGAUCCAACAAUUGUUAAUAUUGAUAAAAGUGAAGUUACUCUUUUUAAUCAUAUAAUUCACAAAGAACCCCAAGUUAAUAAAGACAUUCCACUUCAAACAGGAAGAAAUAACACAGAUUCCAUUACUCCUCUUCAAUCUUUACAUGAUGCUAAAUUAUCUAACGAUAGAAUUGUAGAGGAGGAUAUCCCCGGCUUCCAUAGUACAAAAACAUCUCAAUUACUGCUGCUAGAGAGUAAUGAGGGGGAGGAGAUAAGAGCCGGAGAUGGUAAAAUAGACAAUCACUGGCAUUUUUCUACUUUACCAAAGAAAAAGUUUAUAAAAGAAAGUAGUGGAGUGUCGGAUAAGCUCAGCUUGAAUCUUCAACAUUUUAUUCCUAUUCAAAGAUGUGAAGAAUUGAUACUACCCCCACCUCCACAAUUCAAGGGGGUUCACUUUGAAGCAGGAGUAGCAGAGCAAAAAUGUAGUAUACCUACUGAGGGGCUUCCCUCACUACCAGCAAGACCGGAAAGAACCGUUGAAUCAAACAAUUCUAUGUUUUAAACAACAAAACAACUUAGAAGUUUGGAGACCAAAACUUUUGUGUCUUAAAUCUCUGAUUACAAGUCAAAACUCGAACUAAACCUUGACACAGGUGCCGGAGAAAUGAGUUUGAAUUUCUCAGAUUUAAGGCGAUUUAAAUGUUUAUUUAAGAAUUUUUCCACUGGAUUAUAAGUCAGUCCUUGAAGCCAAGCUUGUCCUAACCAAAGUUUCAGCCCUGUAUAAGAAAUGUUUAUCUAGUUGUGAGGAUUUUAAACAAUGCAAAGUGAAGAACGUGCUAUGAAGAGAAUAUAUAUGAUUGAUGGAAUAAAAACUAAUCUUCUGAAAGGAUCUUGUUACUACCUGAAAAUCCAUUUCAAGAUUGGGAGAGCAUGGGCUUGAAAUUAAAGGUUGAGAGAGAAUAAUAGAUUUAACUCCGAACUUGGAUCCUUUACUCUAAUAUCUAGACACACUCAAACUUGUGAUGUUCAUAUUUUUCGAGAACUUGGGACUAGAAUUCUAACAGAUACUUUAAAGAUUUUGUUGACUAAGGACUCAAAUUAAACAUUAAUUAAAGAAAAACUUAUUGAUUCUAAUUAAAUGAAACAUUACACUAGAUAAACUAAACUAUUCAAAACAGAUGAAAUUUGUACAACAGAUAAACUAAACUAUUCAAACCAGAUGAAACAUGUACAACAGAUAAAUUAAAGUAUUCAAACCAGAUGA